UCUGCUGCCAUCUGCCACUAAGGCCUGCACAGCUUAAUAUAAACUACAAGGAAGUCUCGAUCAGUAUUUCUGCUUCUGCCAGGCUCCGUGACACUUCAAUGGAAGGACAUUACAUUGCUGGUUCCAUGGAUGCACUGAGGUCCACAAGAUGGCACAGACUACUUUAGGCCCUGCCCAGAGUCCAGGAGUCCAGACAGCCUGGAAGACAAGCAGGAGUUGCAGCCCAAGUUGGUGAGAGAGAGAGAGGAGAAGCCUACUGCAGCCCUGUGUGUCCUUGACGCUGUUCAGGAGAUAAAGACCAGCAGGCGGUCUGAAGUCUGCCUUCAGUUCUCACUAAGCCACUCUGAGAAUGGAGCGAUCCACCCGGGAGCUGUGUCUCAACUUCACCGUUGUCCUAAUUACAGUUAUUCUUAUAUGGCUUCUCGUGAGGUCCUAUCAGUACUGAGAUGCCACAGCUCCUGGAAUUGACUGCAAUGCUCCAGAGCUGUCUUCUGUAUGGCCUUCAAUCCCAUUGCUGUCAUGGGAUGCCUUUUUUUGGCACCCCAUAGCACUUCUGACCUGCAUGCACAGUAUUCAAAGUGCCUCCAGUGCCAGGAUCGAUUGUGUGAUCUCUAACGAUGCUGCUCUCAAGGGCUGCCAAGUGUUUGCCAGUGAGCCUUAGAUUUAUUCCCCAACUCUUACUGCAAAUGUGUUAGACAAGCCACAAGGUUAAAAGUAAACUGGAUUCAUGAUGACAGAAUUUUAACAAGCCUCUGAUCUGUCUCACCACACAUCCCUUCAACCCACACUCAGCAACCAAACUCUAAAUCAACUGGCCAGAAGAAAGAACCAUUAAAGGAAAUCGUCAUCAGCCCCUAUAGCUGUCAUGUGAAUAAAGUUGUCAACCACAAAAAUGGCUUUUAGAAUUUAUUUUAGCAUCUAUUUGUGAUACUGCAUUUGACCGUUGGCUGUGAUCGAAGUGACAAAUGUUAUAGUAUUUCUGGCAUUUGAGAUAAGCCAAGAAUCCUCUAACUGCUGAGGAUUUGAAAACAAGUCAAUUAAGAAUGUCGCAUUUCAAAUAAUUCUAUUGGUUCAGUGCUCCUCAAACUUUCCCUCUGCACUAGUACCAAGGGCAGAGGGAAAAUAAAUCCAUUCCACUAGGAGGUCUGGAGCACAGCUUGAAUUGUCCACUAAAAGCCCAAAAUUUCUUUGAAGUCUUGUGUUUUAUCAAUAAAAUGCACAAAAAAAUGUA
This is a messenger RNA of Sus scrofa (pig), 1231 nucleotides long. It is a transcript of the gene SLN, whose product is annotated as sarcolipin. The record is from RefSeq and is marked validated. Gene Ontology annotation, cellular component: membrane. Gene Ontology annotation, molecular function: enzyme regulator activity. NCBI's taxonomy places the organism in Eukaryota, Metazoa, Chordata, Mammalia, Artiodactyla, Suidae.